UUGGAAGAGAGGGAGAGAGAGGAGGAGAGGAGAGAAGGCAAAGGAGAGGACAGUCUGUGAGUUAAGACCUUGAACCAGUAGGAUUAGGACCAUAGGAUACUCUGCUCCGCCUCUGACAGUGCCCGUAGGAGUGCCGUAGGAACCAUGGCGACAGGAACGAAGCUGGCCGUGUUGAGCGUGUCGGACAAGGCGGGCGUGGUGGACCUCGCCAAGGGCCUCUCCUCGGCCGGCCUCACGCUGGUGGCUUCGGGCGGCACGGCGACGAAGCUCCGGGAGGCGGGGCUGACGGUGUCCGAUGUGGGCGCGGUGACGGGUGCCCCUGAGAUGCUGGGUGGGCGGGUGAAGACCCUGCACCCAGUCGUUCACGGAGGCAUCCUGGCGAGGGACACCCAGCCCUCUGACCUGGCGGACCUGGCGGAGAGGAAGAUCUCGUUAGUGCAGGUGGUAGUCUGCAACCUGUACCCCUUCGUCCGCACUGUGUCGCGGGAGGGAGUGACGGUGGAGGAGGCGGUGGAGAACAUCGACAUCGGGGGCGUGACGCUGCUGAGGGCCGCCGCCAAGAACCACGCAAGGGUCACCGUCCUCUGUGACCCCGGGGACUAUAGCCGCGUGCUGAGGGAGCUGAAGGGCACGGGGGAUACGGCUUUGGCUACCAGGCAGGAGUUAGCACUCAAGGCCUUCACCCACACGGCCCAGUAUGACGACCACAUCAGCGACUACUUCAGGAGGACCUUCUCGGCGGGCGUGUCCCAGCUGUCCCUCCGCUACGGCAUGAACCCACACCAGAAGCCUGCGCAGGUCUUCACGCAGGACGCUAAACUCCCUCUGACAGUCGUGAACGGGUCGCCUGGCUUCAUCAACCUCUGCGACGCCCUCAACGCCUGGCAGCUGGUGAGGGAACUGCGUGCCGCCCUCAGCCUGCCCGCCGCCGCCUCCUUCAAGCACGUCUCCCCCGCCGGCGCCGCUGUAGGGGAGCCGCUGGACGAGACGGAGGCCCAAGUGUGUAUGGUGGACGACCUGGGCACCCUAACGCCUCUGGCCGCGGCGUACGCCAGGGCAAGGGGCGCCGACCGCAUGUCAUCCUUCGGCGACUUCGUGGCGCUCUCUGAUGAGUGUGACCUGCUGACGGCGCGCAUCAUAUCCCGGGAGGUCUCAGACGGCGUGGUGGCGCCCGGUUACUCCCCCGAGGCCCUGGAGCUGCUGAAGAAGAAGAAAGGCGGAAAGUACUGCGUGCUGGAGAUGGACCCCAGCUACGAGGGCGGGGAGCAGGAGCGCCGCACCAUCUUCGGCCUCACCCUGGAGCAGCGGGCCAACGACGCCAUCAUCACGCCUGACCUCCUGAGUAAUGUGGUCACGAAGAAGAAUGAGCUCCCCGACGACGCCACCCGCGACCUGCUCGUGGCCAGCAUCGCCGUCAAGUACACGCAGAGCAACUCGGUGUGCUACGCCACGCGGGGCCAGGUGGUGGGCAUCGGCGCCGGCCAGCAGUCCCGCAUCCACUGCACCAGGCUGGCGGGGGAGAAGGCCAACAACUGGUGGAUGAGGCACCACCCCCGAGUGCUGGGCCUCAAGUUCAAGGCAGGCGUCAAGAGAGCCGAGAAGUCCAACGCUAUUGACAACUUUGUGGGCGGAACUGUGGGUAAGGACAUGCCGGAGAGCGAGUUCGCGGCGGUGCUGGAGGAGGUCCCCGCGCCGCUGAGCCAGGCCGAGCGGGAGGAGUGGACGCGGCAGCUCAAGGGUGUGGCUCUCUCCUCCGACGCCUUCUUCCCCUUCAGAGAUAACGUGGACAGGGCGGUGCAGAGCGGCGUGGAGUACAUCGUCAGCCCGGCCGGAUCCACCAAUGACAGCCUGGUGGUGGAUGCCUGUGACCAGCACGGCAUCGUCCUCGUCCACUCCAACCUGCGCCUAUUCCACCACUAAGCCGCCGUCCGCUAAUCAGAAGGGCCGUUUGAGGAAAGGGGGUGGAGCCUAACCUGCUAUCCGCCAAUCAGAAAGGUCGUAGGAGGAAAGGGGGUGGAGCCUAACCUGCUAUCCGCCAAUCAGAAGGGCCGUAGGAGGAAAGGGGGUGGAGCCUGCUCGCCUGUAUAAUCUAAACGCGCUUCCAAACCAUUUUCCCUUCACUUUUGAUAUUAUUUUUGACCUCUUGAAAAGGCUAAUUGGAUAAAAGUCGUAUUUUCCUCCAAGAAGUAUUAUUAUUGUUAUUGUUUGUUUUAUUGAUUAAAGUGAAAAAAGUGAGGAAAAGGAAGGAAGGGAGGAAGGUAAAAAAAGAUUCGCGCAUUUUCCGUCAAGAAGAAUAAUCAUUGUUGUUACUGUUUGUUAUUUCUUCAGAUAAAUACGACAGUUGUAUUUCCUUCAAGCCUACUUAUGUUGUGUUGCCAAUAAAUAUACUUGCAAUAUGAA
This is a messenger RNA of Eriocheir sinensis (Chinese mitten crab), 2400 nucleotides long. Its product is annotated as bifunctional purine biosynthesis protein ATIC-like. Gene Ontology annotation, molecular function: IMP cyclohydrolase activity; phosphoribosylaminoimidazolecarboxamide formyltransferase activity. The coding region runs from base 145 to 1920 and encodes 591 amino acids. Gene Ontology annotation, cellular component: cytosol. NCBI's taxonomy places the organism in Eukaryota, Metazoa, Arthropoda, Malacostraca, Decapoda, Varunidae. The record is from RefSeq and is a predicted model, not a curated record. The transcript has 13 exons. Gene Ontology annotation, biological process: 'de novo' IMP biosynthetic process.